AAUAAAUACCGCCGCAAUUUAAAGAGGCGUCUCGGAAACCUAGCAGUCGCUCUUGUCAAAUUUUUCCAUGGAUGAACACGCUAUCAACGAGCAAAAAUUGCUGAAAUUGAAGGUUACUGAUGCAUCCCGAUAUGCGUUUUUGUAUAUUACGGGAGAAGGCGCAGAAGAGAAGGCGUUGAAACUUAGUGGUAGUGACGUGGGAGGAUGGACUGUAAUUGUCAUUACUGAUCGGAUCACAGAACCUUCUGCUAGAAGAGCCCCAAACAGCAAGUAUACAACCAACUUUCUUGAAACCCGCGCUCUGAUUAAAGUGACGGGUUAUGACGCUUCGCUUCCUGCCGAUGAUAUCAAGACCGCACUGAGCAAACAUUUCUCCUCAUGUGGAGAGAUCGAGAAGGUCACCAUCGGUGGUCAUCCCAGCAGCUGCAGGGCCAUUGUUUAUAUAACGGGAGAAGGCGCACAAGAGAAGGCUUUGGCACUUAGUGGAAGUGACAUGGGAGGAUGCAAACUAGUUGCUAAGCCUGCUAUGGUACCGGUUAAAAACAGGAAGCGCAUUCAUCAUGGUGCUCCUCACCUAGCUCACUUGUUUAAGGAGGCUCAGAUGUAUUGGGGAGCUCAGAUGGCUAAGACUAUGAAGAAUACUGAGGAGGCUAAGAUGUUGUGGGUGAAUGAGAUGGGUAUGGGUAGUGAUAUACCUCCGGAGGUUAUGAUGUUGUGGGAUGCUGAGAUGAGUAGGAGGGAUUUAUUACCUAAAAACUAAAUAAUCAUUGUGUGGAUUUUAUUAACUAAAAACUAAUUAAGUUAUAUUAUAUAAGCCAAACUUAUGAUUAGUAUUUGGAGAAUGUUUGUGCUGCCAAUAAGUUAUAUAGAUAAUAUAUCGGAUUAUCACCCUUCCAAUGUGAUUUAUAUCUUUCUUUGAUAUUCAAGAAUUGCUUUUUAAUCAA
This is a messenger RNA of Thlaspi arvense, 944 nucleotides long. The record is from the annotation of a GenBank genome assembly. Lineage: Eukaryota; Viridiplantae; Streptophyta; Magnoliopsida; Brassicales; Brassicaceae.